Molecule: messenger RNA, 1853 nt
Organism: Platichthys flesus (European flounder)
Lineage: Eukaryota; Metazoa; Chordata; Actinopteri; Pleuronectiformes; Pleuronectidae
Product: integral membrane protein 2C-like
Exons: 6
Coding region: 96-872 (258 amino acids)
Biological process (GO): negative regulation of amyloid precursor protein biosynthetic process
Cellular component (GO): plasma membrane; extracellular exosome; Golgi apparatus
Molecular function (GO): amyloid-beta binding
Source: RefSeq, a predicted model, not a curated record
AGGGGAGGAGUUUCAGAGAAGUGGCCCGGAUACAGUGAACAUAGAGGAGGGGGGGAGACACCUGCACACACAGACACACACAGACACAGACAGCCAUGGUGAAGAUCAGCUUCCAGUCCGUCUCGGGACAGAAAGAAGAGAAGGAAGAUGGCGACAAGACCGAAAUCCUCCUCCCUCAUCAGAUGGAUGAAGAUGAGCUGGUGCUGCCGCUGCGUCCCAGGAAGUCUCUCCUCAACGGCCUGUGCUGCCUGACAUUUGGCCUGGUUGUGUUCAUGGCCGGUCUGGUCCUCGCCUCUAUUUAUGUCUACCGCUACUACUUCAUACCUCAUAUCCCUGAGGAGAACCUGUUCCACUGCCGGGUGCUGUAUGAAGACUCCAUGUACGCACCACUGCGUGGGCGUCAGGAGCUGGAGGAGAACGUUGGCAUCUACUUGGCGGACAACUAUGAGAAAAUCACUGUGCCCGUGCCUCACUUUGGAGGCGGUGACCCUGCUGGAAUAAUCCACGACUUCAACAGAGGACUGACUGCCUACCACGACAUUGCUCUGGACAAGUGCUACGUUAUUGAGCUCAACACCACCAUCGUGAUGCCUCCACGCAACCUUUGGGAGCUUCUUAUUAACGUCAAGAAGGGAACCUACUUGCCUCAGACCUACAUCAUCCAUGAAGACAUGGUGGUGACUGGCAAAGUGCACAACAUGCGUCAGCUGGGACCUUUCAUUUACCGCCUGUGCAACGGGAAGGAGACGUACCGCCUGAGCCGCCGAGUCAAGCGUAGACGCAUCAACAAGCGCGAGGUGAAAGACUGCCACCACAUCCGUCACUUUGAGAACACGUUUGUGGUGGAGACUGUUAUCUGCGAUGAAGCGUAAACGGUUAAUCCAUGCCCCCCCCGCCCAAAAGGCACAUCUCCAGUCGCUACCGCAGCCACUGUAGCACUCUCUCUAGGAUCAGAUCAUGUCUGAGUUGCACUUUACUUUUCUUUUUUUAAAGAUUCUUUCUUUUUGAUUAUGAUGCCUCAUUUUUUCCCCCUUCAAUUUCCCAUAGGUAAUAUGUACCCUUAUCUGUAAUGCAAUACUUACCUGGUGGUUCUCUCACAGGAUUUUCCAUGUAGCAAAGUCCGUAAGCCAAUAAUGACUCAUGAUUUCACGAUCUCUCCUGUUGCUCUUCUGGGAUUUCUACGAUGGUUACUGUCCUGGGGGGGGGGGGGGACUGUUGUUUGUUUUUUUCCUCGAGCUCUAGAGGAUAAUUUGUGUCUCUUUCGUUUCUCUAACAUCGACACAAAGCAUGCUUUCCUGAGCAGACAUUUUCCAUACAUUUCAAUUAUCUUCUUUUCUCUCCUGCUCUCAGUAAUGUAAACAUGUAACUGCUGAUGACUAGUUGCUUGCAUCUUAAUUCUCGUGCCUGUUACUUCCUUUCUUUCUUUUUUCUCUUCUUCCUUCAAAGCUUCAGUAUUGGUAGAGUUGCACUGGGCAUUAGGCUGAAUUAACUUGUGAUAUUCUAUCACAAUUAAAACUGAUAUAGACCAUUAUUUAUAUUUUGCUCUUGUUUAUCAUUAGCUUUUCAGUUAUUAUUGUGCUUUUUUUGCAAUUCAAAAGCUCCUUAUCACUGCAUUUGUGAAUUAUUUUUACAAUAUUGUCUUUGUUUUCCUUUGCACGUGUUGAUAUAUAAGAGAAAAAACGUUUAAUGUUUUGUAAACCAACGUUUAAAGCCUUAGUCCAGAGUCAGAGACUGGACUAAAGUCAUUGCUACUGAAAGGGAGCUUAUAAUAUAUCUUAGUUAAACAAAUCCAACUCUGAUCUGUAUGUUUUGUCUGUUAAGGAAAUAUGUCUGGCAAUAAAGUAGUGAAAAAG